Molecule: messenger RNA, 1219 nt
Organism: Batrachochytrium dendrobatidis JAM81
Lineage: Eukaryota; Fungi; Chytridiomycota; Chytridiomycetes; Rhizophydiales
Exons: 3
Coding region: 53-1120 (355 amino acids)
Biological process (GO): intracellular signal transduction; peptidyl-serine phosphorylation
Molecular function (GO): ATP binding; protein serine/threonine kinase activity
Source: RefSeq, a predicted model, not a curated record
AGAGUCAUCAGAGCCGCUGCCUUCUCCCUCAGAGUCAUCUAUAAAGGCAACGAUGGAAACACCUGUACAUGAUCCAUCUGCAUCUCCUCAGCCUGUUCAAGCUCAGCAGUCGCCUAGUCUGCCUCGCAAGCGUCAAACGUAUGAUUUCAAAUUCGGAUCUAUCCUUGGUGAGGGCUCUUACUCUACUGUCCUCUCAGCAACUGAAAUCUCCACUGGUCGUCAUUUUGCAGUCAAGAUGCUUGACAAGCGACACAUUGUUCGAGAGAAGAAGACCAAAUAUGUUACAGUAGAACGAGAUGUUCUUAACCGUAUCCAUCAUCCCUUUGUCAUUAAGCUAUUUUACACAUUUCAAGACGACCAUUCACUGUAUUUUGUAUUGGAAUUGGCUGCACAUGGCGAUUUACUUGGUUACUUGAAGCAGGUUGGAAGAUUUGAGAUGGACUCGGCAAGGUUCUAUAUGGCUGAGGUGGUGUGUGGGGUCAAGUUUUUACAUGACAAUGGAGUGAUUCAUCGAGAUCUAAAACCAGAAAAUAUCCUUUUGAGCAAGUCCAAACAUAUCAAGAUUGCAGAUUUCGGUACAGCCAAGAUUUUAGACUCGUCUACAACACCGUCUUCAGAGCCAUCUCGUCGUGCAUCUUUUGUUGGUACUGCAGAAUAUUGCUCGCCUGAACUUCUCAAUGACCGUGAAGCAUCUCAUGCAUCGGAUGUUUGGGCGAUUGGAUGCAUCAUGUACCAGCUCUUGGUUGGCCAACCCCCUUUUCGUGGAAGCAACGAGUACCAAACUUUUCAAUGCAUCAUUCAACUCAAGUACAUGAUUCCAGAUGAGAUAGAUGCUGAUUCUGCAAGUCUUAUAAAAGACAUUUUAAAAAUAGUUCCCAAAGAUCGACCUGGUCUGACUCAAGUGCAGGCAUAUGCUUUUUUUAAUGGUGUCGAGUGGGUCGGAUUGGAAAAACGGGAAGCACCCGUUUUGAGGCAACUCGAUCCAUUACUCAAUGGUGUCAAUGAUGAGGAUAAUGUUGACAGGUUGGCGGAUGACAUUGACGAGCUCGAACUUUUUGAUAGUUCAGGAAAUUCUGGGUAUGAUAAAAAAACUAGCGAUGAAGACCAUGAUCAAAGCUGAAUUGUAUAGAUGUAUUGCAAACAUGGUCCUUGUGGAGCUAGGUCUGUGCUAAAACUACACAGUUUCGAUUAUAUGAACUAAAUAAAGACAUUGCGAAUG